AUGAGUAUGCAUCCACCAUAUGAUCGUGAAUUACGUCAAUUAUUAAUUCAAUCAUGUGCUGAAACACCUAAUGUUGGAUAUAAAGAUAAAUCAACUGUUAUUGUUAUUGAAGGACCAAAUUUUUCAACUUAUGCUGAAAAUAAAGUUUUUAUUAGUUGGGGUUGUAGAAGAAUUAGAAUGAGAGAAAAA
Molecule: messenger RNA, 189 nt
Organism: Rotaria sp. Silwood2
Lineage: Eukaryota; Metazoa; Rotifera; Eurotatoria; Philodinida; Philodinidae
Source: the annotation of a GenBank genome assembly